Molecule: messenger RNA, 3421 nt
Organism: Tigriopus californicus
Lineage: Eukaryota; Metazoa; Arthropoda; Copepoda; Harpacticoida; Harpacticidae
Gene: Vps35
Product: vacuolar protein sorting-associated protein 35-like
Exons: 14
Coding region: 156-2540 (794 amino acids)
Biological process (GO): retrograde transport, endosome to Golgi; intracellular protein transport
Cellular component (GO): late endosome; retromer, cargo-selective complex; retromer complex
Source: RefSeq, a predicted model, not a curated record
GAUGGAAAAUCCUCCUCCCUUGAAGUUGGGCCUGUUUUGUCAAGUGCAUGAAACUUGGAAAUGUUGGCUAGUACAGUAAGUGAAUACAUCCUGUACUGAAAGAUCUGAAGGUCGACAACCGGUGCUCUUGAUUGAAGUGUUCCAUCCCCAAACCAAUGACCCUUGGUGGCAGAAUGGACGAGCAAGAAAAGCUCUUGGAGGAUGCCCUUCUUGUGGUCAAGGUGCAAUCGUUUGAGAUGAAGCGUUGCUUGGACAAGAACAAAAUUAUGGAUGGGCUCAAGCACGCUUCAUCCGUCCUGAGCGAACUGCGGACGUCGUUGCUAUCUCCAAAAUCCUAUUACGAGUUGUAUAUGUCAGUUUGUGACGAGAUGCGACAUUUGGAGUCGUAUUUGCUGGAUGAGUUUCAAAAGGGUCGGAAAGUGGCCGAUCUCUAUGAAUUGGUCCAAUAUGCCGGCAACAUUGUUCCUAGAAUGUAUUUGCUCAUCACCGUGGGUUUGGUUUAUAUUAAAACAAAUGAGUACUCGAGACGAGAUAUUCUUCGAGAUUUGGUGGAAAUGUGUCGUGGCGUCCAGCAUCCUCUGCGGGGGUUGUUCCUUCGGAACUAUCUCCUCCAGUGCACCCGCAACAUUUUACCCGAUACUCUAGAGAGCUCUGUGGGCAAGGAUGAUGGAAACAUUGAGGAUUCUAUCGAUUUCAUAUUGACCAAUUUUGCCGAGAUGAACAAACUGUGGGUCCGAAUGCAGCAUCAAGGCCACUCUAGGGAGAGAGAUAAGAAGGAAAAGGAACGCAUGGAACUCAGGAUCCUCGUGGGAACCAAUUUGGUUCGCCUAUCUCAACUGGACAAUAUCGACGUCACCAUGUAUAAGAGAGUGGUUCUGCCGGGGAUCCUCGAGCAAGUGGUAUCAUGUCGCGAUGCCAUUGCCCAGGAGUAUUUGAUGGAAUGCAUUAUUCAAGUUUUCCCGGAUGAAUUGCAUUUGGCGACUUUGACCAACUUUCUGAAUGCUUGCGGCCAACUCCAUCCUGCCGUAAAUGUUAAGAAUGUCAUAAUCUCCUUGAUCGAUCGCUUAGCCUUGUAUGCCCAAAGAGAGGACUCGGAUGGGAUUCCGGAGGAAAUCAAGCUUUUCGAAAUCUUCUCCCAAGAGAUUAGUGCCAUCAUCAGUGGACGAGAAGACAUUCCACCCGAAGACAUCGUGUCCCUGCAGGUGUCCUUGAUCAACAUGGCCCACAAAUGCUACCCGGGAAAGAAUGAGUACAUUGAUUCGGUUCUCGAAGAGACCAAAAAGCUGUUCGAUGACACCAAGUUAGAAAAGGUGGAGUUUGCCACGCCUGUUGGUCGGGAAAUGGAGAAACUCCUGAAGAUUCCCAUUGUAAACUUCAACGACAUUCUGACGGUCUUGAGGUUGGCUAAUUUCACGCCGUUGCUGAACAUGUUCGAUUUCGAAGGUCGGAAGUCCAUGUCCAGCUUCAUCGUGGACAAUGUGAUUGAGAACGAAACCACCAUUGCUACGUCUGAAAUGGCCGAUACUAUUCUAACGAUGUUGGCGCCAUUGGUCAGUGAUCAAGAGGAUGGACCCAAAGUCGAAGAUUGGGACGACCCGGAAGAGUUUUUGGAGGAGCAAUCUCUCAUGGGAAGAUUGGUUCACUUGUUGGUUUCCAAUGACCCUGACCAGCAGUAUUUGAUCUUGAAUGUGGCCAGAAAGCAUUUUGGACUGGGAGGUCCAAAACGAUUGAGAUUCACCCUCCCUCCCGUUAUCAUGUUGGCUUUUAAGUUGGCAAAAACCUUUUAUGGAAUCAGGGAUCAGGAUGAUAAAUGGGAGAAGAAAGUGGGAAAGAUCUUCCAGUUCUGUCUUACCACCAUUGGAGCUUUAGUAAAGGCAGAAAUGGCUGAGCUUCCAUUACGGAUGUAUCUUCAGGGAGCGUUGGCCUUGGAUAGGAUUCCGUGUGAAAAUCAAGAGACCGUCGCUUACGAGUUGAUGUCUCAGGCAUUUUCGAUUUACGAAGACGAGAUCUCUGAUUCCCGGGCCCAGUUAGCCGCGAUCACGCUGAUCAUCGGCACUUUGGAACAGAUGACGUGUUUCUCGGAAGAAAACCAUAAUCCUCUGCGAACUCAAUGCGCUUUGGCCGCAUCGAAACUCCUAAAAAAACCAGAUCAAUGCCGAGCCAUUCAGGUGUGUUCCCAAGUGUUUUGGAGUGGAAAAACCCGAGCCAAUGGUGGAAGUGAGUUACGCGAUGAAAAGAAGGUCUUGGAGUGUCUGAAAAAGGGAAUGAAGAUCGCUUCCCAAUGCAUGGAUGUGGGCACCAAGGUGCAACUGUUUGUGGAAUUGUUCAACAAGUACAUCUAUUUCUAUGAGAAAGGCCACUCCACCAUCUCUAUCGAAAUGAUCCAACACUUCAUCAAUCAGAUUAAAGAAGAGUUGCCAAACUUGGAACACGGGGAAGAGGCUAAUCAAAUCCAAUUGCACUUGGGCAACACUCUGAAGCACAUUCAAUCCAAGAAAGAUGCUGGAGGCCAAUUCAAUUUUGAAGGAUUAGUGCUAUGAUAGCGCCCACCCAGUUUUUAGAUUUCUAUCGAUUGAUGUAUCUUAAUGGAAUCAUGCAUAUUUUAACCGUUGAUAUCCAAUAAACAUAUGCAUCGCACCAAAUAAACCUAAAGUAAAAUCAAAGGCGGGACAUAAGAGACGACCAAUGAACGAGAUUGCCUCGAGGUUGAGUGCAUAAAAGCCUUCAAUCGGGGUUGCCGUCCAAAAAGAGUGUGCAUGGUCUGUAUCCAAUAACAAGGUAACUGAGUUCGACAUCAGCAGUCGCAGGAAGAACCUAUCAACCUAUCGCUUCCCAGGAAACUUUAUGACAGCGUUAUCGACACUUGUGUGUCUUGCUGUUCAAGCUACCAAUCACAGUCCCUUAUUUUGACUUAUAAGAAUCCUUCAUAUCCAGAACCUAAUCGAUUAAUCUGAAUGCUUCCUUGAUCCCUGUGGCAUCAUCGCACGAUCAUCAUGAGUGUUUUGGGGACAGUUUUCUUGGUUCUCUUUAUAAUCGUUCUCCUGUAUUUCAUGGGCGGGAUCUUCUGGAAUGUCCUACAAGGGCGAUCGGGGAUCGCAUUGUGCCCCCAACAUGACUUUUGGUUGGAGUUGCCUGGGCGCGUCAAGAGAAGCUUCCAAUACUGCUUUAGUGGUUGUCGAAAUGCCGACACUUACGAACAAUACUAAAUCCCAUAAUCCUUGCCAUGGAAAGGUCACAGCCAUGAAUCCGGAGGUUCGUCUACGUUAUUGCCAAGACAAAGAUUGCCAUUUGUUUGUUCAGCGAAUGCCGUUUUCAACCCUCAUCUGUGUGUCAGAUAUCGAUUCUUCAUCAUUUACUUUGUAACCAACUGUGUAAAUCCAUCUCUGAUCGACAAAAGCGAGAUAAACAAUCAUGACUCGAA